Messenger RNA from Camelina sativa (false flax), 885 nucleotides. Lineage: Eukaryota; Viridiplantae; Streptophyta; Magnoliopsida; Brassicales; Brassicaceae. The record is from RefSeq and is a predicted model, not a curated record.
AUGAGUAGUGAAAAAACUUUAGAUUCAAUCCCAAUCGAUCUCUUUCACGAGAUCUUCUCGAGAUUGCCUUCAAAGUCAGUCGGGAGGUGUCGUUGCGUUUCGGCGCGAUGGGCGUCCAUACUUGGCCAUCAAGAUUUCACCGAGCUGUUCCUGACCAGGUCCUCGACUCGUCCACGUAUCUUAUUUGCCCUCGAAAAAUAUAACGGUGAAUGGCUCUUCUACUCGUCGCCUCACCCUCAUCAGAAUACAUAUGAGAAGUCUAUUGUAGUAUCCGUCGAUUUUCAUACCAAGUUCCAUAGAAGCAGAUGUAAUCGUAUUUGUAGCUAUGCCUCUGGUUUGCUCUAUAUUUCAGAUGUGUGGAUCUCAACAAAAAGUAAGGAUGGGGAUUCAAUGCCUGUGAUAUGUAACCCACUCACGGGACAUUAUUUAGGGUAUGAUCCGAUCGAUAAGCAAUUCAAGGCGUUGGCGUUCAUUGCUUAUCUAUCUUGUCCUGAUGUUCAUGUAAUUCUGACAGUACAAGGAACUGAAAAAAUGGGAUGGAGGAAGAUCCAUUGUCCCUUUACCCAUCAUCCUUCUUCUGAAGGGAUUUGCAUCAAUGGGGUUUUGUAUUACUACGCUCUCCAACUUGAAAAUCGUGACGAUGUGAUUGUUUGCUUUGAUGUUAGGACUGAGAAAUUCAAAUUUAUUGAUGCAAACUUUGUUCCCGAUCAAGUACAUAAUAUUAUUAACCUGAAUUUGAUAAACUAUAAGGGUAAAUUAGGUAUGAUUUAUUGGCGGAUUCGUCGUAUGCUUUCUGGUGAAGCUGGUACAAAGUUUGACCUUGAGUGGCUUAUGUGGGUUCUAGAGGAUGUUCAUGAGAAAAAUCUAUAUUUUGCGAGAGAUUGA